This is a messenger RNA of Molossus molossus (Pallas's mastiff bat), 255 nucleotides long. RefSeq names its product myomixer, myoblast fusion factor (gene MYMX). NCBI's taxonomy places the organism in Eukaryota, Metazoa, Chordata, Mammalia, Chiroptera, Molossidae. Gene Ontology annotation, cellular component: Golgi membrane; endoplasmic reticulum membrane; plasma membrane. Bases 1 to 255 code for a protein of 84 amino acids. The record is from RefSeq and is a predicted model, not a curated record. Gene Ontology annotation, biological process: myoblast fusion; skeletal muscle organ development. The transcript has a single exon.
AUGCCCGCACCGCUGCUCCCGCUGCUGCUUCGAAUGCUGCUGUCCCGCCUGCUGCUGCCCGCCGCCCGCCUGGCCCGCCAGCACCUCCUGCCCUUGCUGCGUCAACUGGCCCGCCGCCUGGGCUCCCGGGACGUGCGAGAGGCUUUGCUGGGCUGUCUGUUGUUCGUCCUCAGCCAGAGACACUCGCCAGACACUGGAGAGAUCUCCAGAGGGGCCCGCCCUGAGAGAAGGGAGAGGCUAGCCCCACAAAAAUGA